UGAACAUGGACACGAGGUAGUAUUAUUUCAAUGAAGUUGACAUAAAUCAAUAAAAAGACCAAAUUAAUUCACUGUUUCUCGGAUAUAAAGUUACACUAGAUACUGUUUUUCGUCAAAAUAUAUGUCUCAGUUGCGGCUCGAUACAGGAGAUUUAAACUACAUCAUAAAGAUAUUUAUUACACGCCGUAUACUGGUAGGUAGUUGAGGAAAUAUUUCAUGGUUUUAUUGGUCAUUGAGAGUAAAUGACCCAGAGGUACGGUACGGCUAGUUACCCCGGAUAGGAGGAGAAGACAAGUGAAAAUAAUUCGACAUGUCAUACAAACUACAAUCUUUUGACGCCAUCAGCGAUCCCAACUCUCUAGCAACAAGCCAAGAUGGACUUUAUACCACAUCUCACUCCUCCAGAAAAUCUGGGUGUUUUGUGUCCGCAAAAACAGGUUUUAUUCUCACGUUUCUUGCCAUGGCAACAAUGGCCAUGGUGGGGGUAAUAGUGACGUUUGCAGUACCAAGAACGAACGAAAGUGAUUGUAAUUGUGGAGCUACCCAAGCCCCCGUGGUGGGGAAUCCGGAUUGUACCACCCCCAGCAUCCCCACGCAUGCUCACCCAUCUCCAACCACGUGUCCAGCAUGUCCCGACUGUACCGUGCCAACAACACAUUCUCCAGAAAUGACUACAAAGACAACCAUGGGGUCCACAUCACACUCUCCGGAUAUGACGUCAGUGUCAACAAUGGCACCAGAAGUAACACAGUCUCCUGAAAUGGCUAAAAACUACCGUUUACCAACCUCCCUUCUUCCUAUUCACUAUAAUGUCGUAUUGCGUCCUGAUUUUUAUGACAAAGCUCCCGCCAAUUUUUCUACACCAGGUCACGUGAAAAUCUGGAUUAAUUGCACAGAAAACACAAAGAAUAUAACACUCCAUAUCAACAAAAUGACAUUUGACAACUCUACUGUGAAGGUUCAUGAUACGAAUGGAGACCCAGUAACUGUUUCCAUAGUAACUGAAGACAAGGAACUACAAUUCUUAAUUGUGCACGUGACUCAAGAUUUGAUAGCGGGAAAAAUGUACAUAUUUGAAAUGAACUUCACAGCAGCACUGCUAGACGAUCUGUCUGGACUUUACUACAGCGAGUUUGACCGUAACGGUACAACCAAAUAUCUAGCCAUUACGCAGUUCCAAGCAACACAUGCCAGAGAAUCUUUUCCCUGUUUUGACGAACCAGCUCUGAAAGCGACAUUCGACAUCACGCUGGAACGGCGGAAUAAUACACCAGAGUAUCAGGACUAUAUCUCACUCUCUAACAUGCCUCUAAUAGAUUCCUACGCUACGGAUGGCGGUUUCAUUGCUGACGUCUUUGAUACGACAGUUGUAAUGCCCACCUAUCUUCUGGCUUUUGCCGUCUGUGAUUUUAAGUAUCUGCCGCAUGUUACCGCAAACUGGACGAUGAAUACCUAUGCAUCUAAUGAAGAAUACGACAAAACUGAAUUUGCACUCGAGGUCGGUGUCGAUAUUUUACGAGGAUUUGAAGACUUCUUUGAAAUUCCAUUUGUUCUUCCAAAAUUAGAUAUGAUCGCCAUUCCGGACUUUGGAGCAGGUGCGAUGGAGAACUGGGGUUUAAUCACCUACAGAACACAGUACAUGUUAUACGACCCUAACGUCACCACGGCAAGCACUCACAGAUUCGUGGCCGUUAUUGUGGCACACGAACUGGCGCAUAUGUGGUUUGGAAAUCUGAUUUCGCCCCAGUGGUGGGAUGACCUCUGGUUAAAUGAGGGCUUUGCAUCAUUCUUCGAGUACAUAGGAGUCAACUUUACCAGGCCGGAGUGGAAUAUUUUGGACGCCUUCGCGAUAGAGAACAUGCACCCCGCCUUUGGGGUGGACAGUUACCCCACGUCACGACCCAUAUUUGCCACCAAUGUUAAUAGUCCAGAUGAUAUAGACCGAUUGUUUGAUACCAUUACAUACCAAAAGGGGGCCUCGGUUAUAAGAAUGAUGUGGAAUUUCCUUGGACCGGAGACCUUACGCAAAGGAUUAUCUACAUACAUCAAAAGAAAAGAAUACGGGAAUGUUAGACACCAGGAAUUGUGGCAGGCUCUGGAAGAGCAAGCAAGUUCUGAAAAUAAAAUUAUUGAUGUACAAGACAUAAUGGAUACCUGGAUCCUCCAACAAAAUUAUCCCGUGGUCAAGGUCACAUUUGACAACAACAACAUCCGGGCGGAACAGUCUCGUUACGUCAUCGGUAACCCUUCUGAUGGAGCACCCUCGCAAUUCAACUUCACGUGGACUAUUCCUUUCACAUUUACAUCCAGUAAUGAUAUCUUAUAUGAGGACAACGAAAUUCACUGGAUUUACAGAAAUCAGACUGCUGCAACUUUUGAUUGGACUAACACAAUUAAUACUAACAAUGGUGAUUGGGUGCUAGCAAACGUACAACAGUAUGGGUAUUAUCGUGUGAACUAUGAUGAAAGCAACUGGAGGGCUUUGAUAAAUCAGUUAAGAAAUAACUAUAUGGUGAUACCAUGCAACAGUUCGCAGAUUAGACAAAAUCUAAUGGCUCUUGUCAGUUUGGAUUCGAUAAACAUAACCUUGGCUCUGAGUUCCCUAGAUUACCUCGAUCAGGAGACGGAGUACGUGCCGUGGUACGCCGCUCUGGGGGAAAUCGGCUACAUCAGGAACAUGCUUCUUACCAAACCCAUCUUUGGAAAGUUUGAGGUGUAUAUGAGAUCUAAGCUGGAGACAAUAUUUGGCAAGAUUGGAUUCAACGGCAAAGUAAACGAAACUAUGAACGACAGGUUACUAAGGUCUUACAUAGUUGGCGGUGCUUGUUACUACUAUAAUCAAAAUUGCACCGACCAAGCAGUAACAUUAUUCAACAACUGGCUGGACGAUGAAACACAAUUAAUCCCACCUGACGUAAAAUCUCGUGUGAUGUGUACUGGGAUCCGAGAAUCUCGUUCUGACACGUGGGACAGACUGUUUGCACGUAUGGCAUCACAGACGCCUUCCGACCAAGCCAUCAUCAUCAGUGCUCUGGGUUGUUCUAGAGAACACUGGGUACUAGAACGAUAUAUGUCUUACGCCUUUGACGAUACUAAGAUCCGCCGACAAGAUGCUCGAAAUGCUAUUUUGGCUGUGAUAUACAACCCCCUGGGAAGAGAUCUUGCCUGGAAUUAUCUCCAAAGGAACUGGAAUCAAAUAACUGCAGAAUAUAGGAUGAGCGGAGGAAACAUCAACAGAAUAUUAAGGGGGCUUGCCUCUCGGCUGACCACUCAGUUUCAGAGGGAUGAGCUUGCCAGUUUGAGAGGAACAUUACAAGCAGACAGUCCAUAUCUUCCAUUCUUUGACAAUGCACUUCAAGAUGUUGACCUUAACGUUAACUGGGUAGGCAAACACUAUAGCGAAUUGGAGGCCUGGUUAUCUAUCAUAGAAUAAGACACUCAAGCUCAGGCAGAUAAGAAAUGGGAAAAACAAUGUUAAAAGAAUUUACAGUAUAAUGUUUUGGAAAUCAUUAAUAAUUCAUAAUCCCAUUGUUGAAAAACAUUUGAUGUGUUCCCCGAAAUAUGCUUUGCGGAAAUGACUGAUAAAUUCUUGCAUUUUGUACUUUAUUAAUCCAAGAUUUUUUUUAAAUGUAUUGUUUUUUUUUUCAUUUUUAUAUGUUUAAGUUUUUUUUUUUUAAAUUGCGUAAAAUGUAUUGAUAUACGGAGAGUAGCAAGAUAUACACAGAUAUAUCGUAAUUAAGCUAACUUCCUCUUUUUUGGAAAGUUGUAUUUUCCAGUGGUUUGAAAUCCGAAUGCAAUUAUGUUUGCCAGACAGUCAUGUACUUGAAUAUAACACAUUCUUUCCUAUCAUGCGCCAAUCACUCAGAAACGUUUAAAGCUUUAUAGUUGUUUCAUUUUGCUUGAAUUCCAAUAUAAUUUUGUCCCCCAUUGCUUUAUAUCUAUUGCAAAUUCAUUGCUAAUUCAUAUAUUGUUCUUAAUAUAUUAAAACUUUUCCACUCGAAUUGUAAAUUAUAGUGAUAUCAAAGAAGAUAGAGAAUUAAUAUUCCAGGAUUUUCAGCGAUAUUUCAGUGUGGAAUAAACAUAGGCAUAAAAUUCUGUUGAACUUUGUUCCAAUGGAUGUACUCGUAUGUAACAUAUGAUGUAUUUGUGUGAUUGCAGGUAUACUAAAACUAUGACCUCAUUUUAUAUAUGAUUUCAAAGAUUAUAUAAUGGUAUUUUUAACAAUAAAAUUUUGAUA
Molecule: messenger RNA, 4237 nt
Organism: Saccostrea cuccullata (small rock oyster)
Lineage: Eukaryota; Metazoa; Mollusca; Bivalvia; Ostreida; Ostreidae
Product: aminopeptidase N-like
Exons: 21
Coding region: 311-3433 (1040 amino acids)
Biological process (GO): peptide catabolic process; proteolysis
Cellular component (GO): cytoplasm
Molecular function (GO): zinc ion binding; peptide binding; metalloaminopeptidase activity
Source: RefSeq, a predicted model, not a curated record